GGGGCCGCGUCUUCGGGGGAGCCGCCUCUUCCUUUAGUCGCGGUGUCAGCGCUCGCAGGACCACUCUUGGCCGCUGCUCCUGCCCGGCGUUCCUCCGCUCCGCGCCCGCCGCCACCGACGACAUGCUGCGCUGCGGCCUGGCCUGCGAGCGCUGCAGGUGGAUCCUGCCCCUGCUGCUGCUCAGCGCCAUCGCCUUCGACAUCAUCGCGCUGGCCGGCCGCGGCUGGCUGCAGUCUAGCAACCACAUCCAGACAUCGUCGCUUUGGUGGAGGUGUUUCGACGAGGGCGGCGGCAGCGGCUCCUACGACGAUGGCUGCCAGAGCCUCAUGGAGUACGCAUGGGGACGAGCAGCUGCAGCCACGCUUUUCUGUGGCUUUAUCAUCCUGUGCAUCUGCUUCAUUCUCUCGUUCUUCGCCCUGUGUGGACCCCAGAUGCUUGUUUUCCUGAGAGUCAUUGGAGGCCUCCUCGCACUGGCUGCCAUAUUCCAGAUCAUCUCCCUGGUAAUCUACCCCGUGAAGUACACACAGACCUUCAGGCUUCACGAUAACCCUGCUGUUAAUUACAUCUAUAACUGGGCCUAUGGCUUCGGAUGGGCGGCCACCAUCAUCUUGAUUGGUUGUUCCUUCUUCUUCUGCUGCCUCCCCAACUACGAGGAUGACCUUUUGGGGGCCGCCAAGCCCAGGUACUUCUAUCCCCCAGCCUAAUGUGGGAGGAAGAGCCUGAGAAAAGCCUGCUGCAAGAUGGAUCUGAGGAGGAAACUGUUCUCCAAGGCACAAGGAACCUACGUUUGGGCAAUGUUCAUAUGAUCAGAAAUGUUAGAAUAAAUGCUAAAGAAAAUUCUUCAUAAUUAGUGUUAAGUUUCAUGUAUGUCGUGUGGAGUUAAAAAGACUUGAAUUCUGUUUGCUAAGUAUAUGCUAAUUUUUCCUUAUGUCAAUUCUAUACCAUUUAAGCUUCAUUUGUUAAAGAAUAUGCCUGUGAAACUUGAUAAGGUAGAAAUGCAGCAGCCUCUCAUUUAAUAAUCUGAUGGGGCUUCUGUUUUUCCACAUAGAAUGGGUUGUUUCUGCUAAGGGCUACAGAGGAGGAAAGUCACUGGCAAAACUUCCAUGACCAAAUAUCCUGAAAUUAGUUUGUUUUUUUUUAAAAGACCUUAUUUUGAGUUUUCAGUUACAUAAAGAAGCAGAAGCAGAUUGGUUUCCUAAGUGAGCAUCAUUUGUGAGAAUUUUUAGUCAGUGUUUUGAACAAUUAUUGUUUUUCUAAGCUUCAUGUUGACUUUCUCUGAUGCGUAGAAAAGUGUUCUAACGUGGCUGAGGUUAAGCCGCUGUCAUUACUGAAAUGCUAAGAAUUUUCCUCUUUUCCCGUAGUGUAGAGGGGUAGGGUGUGGGCAGAAGCCGUGUUAGCACAUCUGUAGUAUUGUGUGUGUAUGCUUAGAACCAGCGUAGACCGGAUGGGAGGAUGGACUAGGCCUAAUCCCUCCCAACUGGUGGAUGUGAAGAGGUCAGGUAGGAAGGCACAGGAGGGUCACCACUGUCACAGCAGUGCCAUGCAGACAUCCUAGGAGAAGACAUGGCAGUGUUUCUUCUCAGUGCUUCUUCCCUUAACUGAGCUCUGCUCACAGACAGCUAGAAUAGAUUUUAACUGAAACAGAAACCUAAAUGUAAUUAAAAACCUGGUCUUCCUUGGUAAGCAGACUUAAAAUAUCUGUAUAGUACAUGCAAGUGGAAAAUUUGGGAAUGCGUGUCUCUGAAUACAUACCGGAAGGGCUACUAUUACCUUUUUCUUACCAUUUAUACUUACCUAAUGGAAACGAGCUUGUUUUAACUAUCAGAACACUAUUUUGUAAGGUGCUGCAAAGACAGUUGAAGUUUUCAUUACCAAUUUCCCCAAUAAACCAGGUGUUCAAA
Messenger RNA from Mus musculus (house mouse), 1901 nucleotides. RefSeq names its product PERP, TP53 apoptosis effector (gene Perp). The record is from RefSeq and is marked provisional. Gene Ontology annotation, cellular component: plasma membrane; cytoplasm; membrane. Gene Ontology annotation, biological process: positive regulation of proteolysis; positive regulation of neutrophil chemotaxis. The transcript has 3 exons. The coding region runs from base 123 to 704 and encodes 193 amino acids. NCBI's taxonomy places the organism in Eukaryota, Metazoa, Chordata, Mammalia, Rodentia, Muridae.